This is a messenger RNA of Rhincodon typus (whale shark), 3276 nucleotides long. Its product is annotated as zinc-binding protein A33-like. Gene Ontology annotation, molecular function: protein binding; zinc ion binding. The record is from RefSeq and is a predicted model, not a curated record. The coding region runs from base 189 to 1616 and encodes 475 amino acids. Lineage: Eukaryota; Metazoa; Chordata; Chondrichthyes; Orectolobiformes; Rhincodontidae. The transcript has 7 exons.
CGGAAUCGGCUGUAUUUUUAAAGGGGGCAAAAAAAAACACCAGAAAAUCACUCGUUACUCUAAGGGGACGACUUUUGUUUUUGUUUAUGUUUAACAGGCGGUGUCUUCGAACUCCUGAAACCGAACUUAGUAAAGGUGGAUAGUUGCGAAGGCUUGGAAUUGGAUACACUUUCCAAAUUGAUUUGAGAAUGGCUACGAGUCAUCACGUGAACCGCCUCUUCAGUGAAGUGACCUGCUCCAUCUGCCUGGAUUUCUUCCAGGAGCCAGUGGCACUGGAAUGUGAACAUAAUUUCUGCCGUCUCUGUAUCUCCAAGAGUUGGGAGCAGGGUGAUGCUUUCUACUCCUGCCCUGAGUGCAGGGAGGAGUUCCGUGAGAAGAAGCUUAGGCCAAACCGCAUGCUGGCCAAUAUUGUGGAGGGGGUGAGGGAGCUGAACCUUCAGCCUCACCAAGGUCACCCUACCUUCUACUGCCAGCAGCAUGAGGAGCGGCGCAAGCUUUUCUGCCAGGACUGCCAAGCAGCCAUCUGUGUGGUGUGUUCCUGUGCAAAAGAGCACCGGGGUCACAGCUUCAUCCCUGUCGAGGAGGCUGCCGACCUGUACAAGGAAAAAUUGGAAGAGGCUAUCAGCUUCCUCCAGUCCCAAAAGGAGAAGGCCUGUCAAAGCCAAAGCCAGGAAGAGGCAAAGAUUUGUAAAGUAAGGGAGCAAGGCAAACUGCUGAAGGAGCAGGUUGAAGCCGAUCUGGUCACCAUCUAUCAAUUUCUGGACACAAAGAAACAAGAGCUGGAAACAAAGAUUGAGCAACAAGUGUGCCAGACCAUUGAACCCUUACAAGAAAAUGUGGAGAAGAUCCACCAGGAAAUGUCCUCGAUUGAACAAACUGUCCUGGAUGUACAGUUGCAACUGAGUUUCAAAGAGCCUCUGGAGCUUCUUCAGGAUAUCAAACUGCUGCUGGACAGGUGUAAACAGGAGCAUGUCAAACCAGUAGAUGGACCCAUUGAGCUGCGUACCAACUCUAUCAUCACACCUUUCCGCUACAUCAAAAUCUGGGAUAAACUUAAAGCAUUAAUACCAGCCAGAGAAUUUCUAAAACUGGAUCCUAAGACAGCACAUCCACGACUUAUUCUGUCCGAGGAUCUCAUCAGUGUGAUUGAUGGCGAGAAACGUCGGGACUCUUCAUUCAUGCUCCAUCGUUUUAACCACUGGCUCUGUGUUCUAGCUAACAUUGGCUUCCUGUCAGGGCAACACUACUGGGACGUAAUGCUGGGCAACAAUACUGCUUGUAUCAUUGGCGUUGUCAGCGAAUCUGCUGACCGGUCAAUAACUAAACAGCUGACACCACAAGAUGGCUACUGGGUGAUUGAAAUGGUCAAUGGGAGCCUGGUCAAUGUCAUUGGUCCUGGUGCCAAGAUCCUCCCUCUACGACGCAAGCCCCGCAUCAUCCGUGUCUACCUGAAUUAUGAGGAGGGGCAGCUAUCUUUCUACGAUGCUGAAGACCUGUGUCCUAUCUACACCAUACGGGACAAGUUCACAGCAAAACUCUAUCCCCUCUUCAACCCUCAUAACCGUAAGGAAGGGAAUUUGGAGUCACUGAGUAUAUGUAACGAGACAGAGUGCUAAGAUUCAUUUGCUCCCAGCAGGGUGGGAUUUUGACAUUGUGGCAGCCUUUCUUGAAGGGGAAGUCUGUUGACAUUUAGAACGGCUCUAAGGCAAAUAAGUGAACUCCUAUUGGCAUUUUUCUUCUAGUCAUUGUUGCCAGCCAUUAAGUGUUAAAAGUUGCUGGUUGGAAUUAAACGGACCCUGACAGGCUGGCUGGGAAUUUUCACCCUGGUGCUCCAGGUUCCUAGGAGGAACUCAUAUUUGUCAAAUCUGCAUUGUCCAUAUGUUACCUUUCCAUUAUUGACUUUAAAUGUUACAACAUUGCUGGUUGAGGCAGGAGGAAGAGGGACUGCUGAAUUCUACAUGGGAACCAGUAGCACAGGCAAGAAAUCCCAUUCAUCAUGUAUCAUGGCAGAUAUACAGAAUAAACUCCCCUUGCAUAGCAACUCGGUGGAUCCAUAAAUCACAACACAAGAUCUGGAGUCCAGUCUGAAUGUGGAAUCCAGCAUUGGUGCCAUUUUACUGUCAUUGGCACUUGUUUCCAUAGCAAACACACCAGUACAGGGGUUAUCCCUCCCAAUUUAUCCUUCCUGCAAUUCCAUGAGUGGAUUAUAUCAAUUGGAAACUGGAAUAGGCCAUUUGGACAUACUGGCAUGGUCUGCCAUUCAAUAAGGUCAAGUGCUUAUCAGGUUGUGGCCUCAAUUUCACAGUGAAUAUUGACAGUUGUUUAUGAAAAUGAUUAUUGUAGUAAUGGAUAUAAAAAGGCACAAGACAUCAUAUCAUGAAAGGAUAAAAUGGCCAAACUUCUCUUACCAGUAUUUUAUCAAUGCAAAAUAGUUCAAUAGCCACACCACAUUGAUGCUGGAAGGAACAAACUGAGGCAAACAUAUUAAAGAUUUUGAUGUAAGGAAAAACUUCAAAUGCAUUAUGAGUAAAGGCACAAUUCAACCUGGAGUUUAAUAAAUGCAUUCUAAGUGUUUCAUUAUCGUAGUUUGAAUUUUAUCAUUUUUAAUGAAGUCUUUUUCAAUUGAAUACACUGUAAUGUUCCCAUUACAAAUACCUCUGCAACCCUAUGCUUUCACAGCCUUUUUGGUUCAUUUCUCCAGCAUUGGAGAAUAUGUCAACAUACUAACACUGACAGAAACGUGGAUUAUGGUGAUCCUAAGAAUGGAUUUGAUGGUGUGAACAAAGAGGAACUAUUUCUCUUGGCAGGUGUGUUGGUAACCAGAGGCUAUCCUCAGGGCAUAUUCAUGGUAGACCUGACAUUGAGGCAUUCAUUGGCAGGCACUAGUAUGAAAUGCUUUGGGAUUAUGUUGCUGUGGCAACUUUACCAUGAAUACACCCCCCCAAAAAAAAACACUCAGCUUGGGCAAGUCACUGAGACAGACAGGGCAAAAGAUUUCUAAAAUCAGUAUUAUUAAUAUUGGAGUGAGGGAAAGGGUGUAUAAUUCAUGCUCACUUUUGUAUCAGAACAGCAAACUUACAAGAACAACUAAUAGUCACAAAUGGAGGAAUCGUCCACAAUACUGUUCUUCACAUCAUACCACAUGUUGUUCGGGUAAUAAAUGAUUUGGAAAUCUGAAACAGGAACAGAAAAUUCUCAGUGGCAAGUGUAUGAUGCACACCAUUAUUAAUGUUGCAUUCAUUCUGCAUUUGGAAUAAAGAUUACAUAAAUUGUAAA